Liolophura sinensis is the source of this 1433-nucleotide messenger RNA. RefSeq names its product gastrula zinc finger protein XlCGF52.1-like. NCBI's taxonomy places the organism in Eukaryota, Metazoa, Mollusca, Polyplacophora, Chitonida, Chitonidae. The record is from RefSeq and is a predicted model, not a curated record. Bases 22 to 477 code for a protein of 151 amino acids. The transcript is spliced from 3 exons.
UUUGUCGCCCAAAACGAACCAAUGGGUGAGCGGGAUUUGCCCCCAAAACGGACCAAUGGACGGCCCCCAAAACGGACCUAUCCGCGCGCGAGAAUGGUUGGAGAUGGAGAUGGAAAUCAUACAGGUGAAGGGAAGAAGAAGAAGCCGUUUACCUGCAUGAUGUGCGCCAGGGACUUCAGUCGGUGGGACGACUGGCUGCGUCACCAGCAGACGCACCACCACCCCUCACCACCAUGCACACCACCAACCCCAGAAAAAAGGGUUCACCUGCCCAACCUGCGGGCGGGCGUUUUCCCGACGGGAGCAUUUGGUGCGCUGCCAGCGGGAGCAUGGAAAAAAACAACGAGCGUGUGUGCGAUUGCCUGUGGUAAAACUUUUUACCGAUUGUGGGACUGGCGUGUCCAUCAACGUGGGGAACAGGGCCAGGAGCCGCUUUCAUCGCUACAACAACAGCAGUCAGAAAAGCAGAAAUUGUAAGUGCAUCUCCUGAAGAGUAAGCCCAAACGCGGCGUCUUCAGAUAGCGUUCGGAUUUGUCACUGAUUCCUUACAGCCAUGGUCGAUCCCAGAAUCAAGCCUAUAGUAAUCAAGGCGGGUGUGGUCACCAGGUCAUCCAUGGUUGAUCACAUGAUCUGUUGGAAGCGUUCCACAGGUGGGUCGGGGUGGUCGGCAUAGCUGGCAUAGCAUGGAGCUGUUGGAGCUGCUCCACUCGACUUUACAAGCCGACGUUUUACUCCUUGUCGCGCUCAUUGGUCUGUCUUGGACGUCGCAGUGCGAAAGUUUGCCUGGAACAUGAUAAGCUGUUCUAGAAGACAAUGCAGAAGCUAGAACCACGCGAAAACAAAAUUUGUUUUUUCUAUUUUUGAAUAUUACACAGGACAAUGCCUGUUGUCAAAUCGAUGUCAGCGAUAGUAGAUUGGAUUCGGGUCAUUUUCAAUCACCCAGAUAGUUGGUAUAGCCGAACACUCACUGAAGUAUAAACACAUGCCAUAUUUCGUACUAUGAAUGGUUCAAUUUUCGAUACUUGAGACUCGCAGGUGAACUGCUUUUCGCAGUGGCACAGCGAGUGCUGCAUAACCGUAUGCCUCCAAGUUAUCAGCUUAUUUUUUCACCUAUAUGUUGCCUUACACGUUUCUGUGGUCAUAUUCUUUGGAUUUGGUGUCUUUUCUAUGUACAUUGGAAUAAAACAAUAAUUAUUGGACAUCAUAGAUGGCGCUGUAGGGCUCUUCUCACAUUUCGUACUAUGAACAGUUCAAUUUUCGAUACUUGAGACUCACGGGUGAACUGCUUUCGCAGUGGCACAGCGAGUGCUACAUAACCGUGCCCCUCCAAGUUAUCAGCUUAUUUUUUUACCUAUAUGUUGCCUUACACGUUUCUGCGGUCAUAUUCUCUGGAUUUGAUGCCUUUUCUAUGUAAAUUUGAAUAAAACAAUAAU